CAGUUUCAUUAUCUACAAUCCACUAUAAAUACUUCCGCCUACAACUCUCAAAUUUUCUCACAUCCAACUUUAACCUUCUCGCCCUCGUCCUCCUUCACUAUUUACAGUUGUGCCACUCUGGUUAUGUUAGCUUCCUGUGACCGGCGCCAAUACAAGAACCUCCCUCCACUCCUGGCUUCAUCAGAUUCCGGCGAGAAAGAUUUGAAAAGCCGCUGAUUUUUCAAGCAUGCCGGUAAACUCGAAGAACGCUAACCGGAAAGGAACCACCGGAGAAACCGAGAAGAAUCGUCGAGGAAAGUUACAGGAGAAAGCGAUGUCAUUUCACGGCAGAGGAACGGUGCCUCAUUCGAAUCCAGGAGAGCUUCGACGACCGAAGACGUUACCGGAACUAUUCUCCAGCGGUCGAACCGUCGUUGAACCGGUGUCUUCUAAACCGCCGCGUCUGACGAAACUGCUUCUCAACGUGACUGUUCAAGGGAGUUUGGGAGCUCUGCAGAUUAUAAUUUCGCCGGAAUCCACCGUGGACGAUUUGAUCGACGCCGCGAUUCGUCUUUAUGUGAAGGAAGCUCGCCGACCGUUCUUACCGGAAUCUGAACCGUCCCGGUUUGAUCUCCAUUACUCGCAGUUUAGCCUCGAAAGUAUAGGAAGAGAACAGAAGCUGAUCUCGCUUGGGUCUAGGAACUUCUUCUUGUGCGGUCGGAAAGAGAACGGAGGAUUGGUCGGAAGUGGAUCGUCGGAAUCUUGUUCGAAGGAAGCAGAGAAAGUGGCGGCGAAAACUGGUUUUCACUGGCUCAAAUUCAUGGGUUUGUAGAAGUUUUUACCAUUUCUAAAUUUAAUUCAAACUUUUUUUUUUCUUUCUUAUUUUAGGAAAUAAAUAUUGAUUUUAGGAAACUUCGUGUUGCCUCCCUAGAAAGGGCCACAAGAUAGGGGAUUGUUUGCAUUCUAGUAUGAGUCAAACGUUUAAAAUCUGUGUAUAUAUAGUAUCCUAUAUAGAAGAAAUAAAGUCAUUAUUAACUAAGUGGGAUAUAAUGUAUUUUUAAUCAAAUUAUAUGCCAAUAAUUGUACCUGGUUUUUUGUUUA
Molecule: messenger RNA, 1080 nt
Organism: Brassica oleracea var. oleracea
Lineage: Eukaryota; Viridiplantae; Streptophyta; Magnoliopsida; Brassicales; Brassicaceae
Exons: 2
Coding region: 227-811 (194 amino acids)
Source: RefSeq, a predicted model, not a curated record